AUGGCGCGCCGCGAGUCUCUCUCCGAGAUUCGCGCCGCCGACCCUGACCUCGCCCUGACGGGCAACAUCAUCUCGGCCACCUUCAACAUCCCCCACGCCCUGACCUACCACAAGGGGGCUGACUGGGACCUCAAACCCCGCCGUGGCCAGUCGGCCCUCUUCGACUCCUUCGCCUACCUCUCCUCCGACGCGACCCCCUGGAACCACACGGUCGUCGCCUGGACGGGCGAGAUCGAACCGCCCGCCGCCGCCUCCGACCCGACGUCGUCCUCGGCCUCGACCUCGGCCGCCCGCCCCUCCCUCAACGCCCUCUCGGCGCCCGUCCCCUUCGACGCGAGCACCCGUCUGCCGACGCCGCCCCUCGUCGACGGCCUCUGGAUACCGAAGCAGGACCAGGCUCGUCUCGAGCACCAGCUCUCGCACAGCGAGACGAUCCGCACGAUCCCCGUCUGGCUCGCCGACGACGCCGACGCCGACGCCGACGGCGUCCUCCUCGCCGACCAGGGCCGGUGGCGCCGCUUCGCCCAGCACGACCUCUACAACCUCUUCCACUACAAGCAGCACGAGCCGACCGACGGCCGACGCGAGCGCGUCCAGUGGGCCGACUACUACCGCCUGAACCAACGGUUUGCCGACAAGAUCAUCGAGGCCUACAAGCCCGGCGACGUCGUCGUCGUCCACGACUACUACCUCAUGCUCCUGCCGAGCAUGCUGCGCCAGCGCAUCCCGGCCAUGUACGUCUCCUUCUUCCUGCACGCGCCCUUCCCGAGCAGCGAGUUCCUGCGCUGCCUGCCCCGGCGCAAGGAGGUGCUCGAGGGCGUCCUCGGCGCGAACCUCGUCGGCUUCCAGUCCUACGGCUACGCCCGCCACUUCCUCAGCUGCUGCACCCGCAUCCUCGGCUUCCCCUCCGACGCCCUCGGCAUCGACGCCUACGGCGCCCGCAUCGAGGUCGCCGUCUUCCCCAUCGGCAUCGACGCCGCCAAGGUCGAGUCCUGGGCCGACGCCGACUCCGUCACGGCAAAGCACGACGCCCUCAGGAAGCUCUACGGCGGCAAGAAGAUCAUCGUCGGCCGCGACCGGCUCGACAGCGUCCGCGGCGUCGCCCAGAAGCUGCAAGCCUUUGAGCGCUUCCUCGAAGCCUACCCCGAGUGGCGCGAAAAGGUCGUCCUCAUCCAGGUGACGUCGCCGACCACCGUCGACGCCAACGCCGAGCGCGACGACGGCGACGACAAGAUCGCGAGCCGCGUCAACGAGCUCGUCAUGAAGAUCAACGGCCAGUACGGCAGCCUCGGCUUCUCCCCCGUCCAGCACUACCCCCAGUACCUGAGCCAGGACGAGUACUUUGCCCUGCUCCGCGCCGCCGACAUCGGCCUCAUCACCUCGGUCCGCGACGGCAUGAACACGACGAGCCUCGAGUACGUCGUCUGCCAGAAGCACGGCCACGGACCCCUCAUCCUCUCCGAGUUCAGCGGCACCGCCGGCAGCCUCCGCGACGCCAUCCACAUCAACCCCUGGGACCUCGGCGACGUCGCCCGGAAGAUCGACGGCGCGUUGACCAUGUCGGCCGACCGGCGGGCCGCCAUGCAGGCGAGCCUCUACCGGCACGUCACCACCCACAACGUGCAGUCGUGGACCGACGGCUUCCUCCGAAAGGUCCGCAGCGUCCUCGGCGACGCCGCCGCCGCCAACGCGACGCCCCUGCUCGACCGCGCCCUGCUGCUGUCGCGGUACCGGUCGGCCGGCCGGCGGCUGUUCAUGUUCGACUACGACGGCACCCUGACGCCCAUCGUGCGGGAGCCGAGCGCGGCCGUGCCGUCGGAGCGCAUCAUCCGCUCCCUCAAGAUGCUCGCCUCGGACGACAGGAAUGCCGUCUGGAUCAUCUCGGGCCGCGACCAGGAGUUUCUCAAGCAGCACCUCGGCCACAUCGCCGGCCUUGGCUUCUCGGCCGAGCACGGCAGCUUCAUGAGGAACCCGGGCUCGCAGACGUGGAUCAACCUCGCCGAAUCCUUCGAUAUGGGCUGGCAAGCCGAGGUCAUGCACGUCUUUCAAAAGUACACCGACAGGGUGCCAGGCUCCUUCAUCGAACGGAAACGCUGCGCGCUCACGUGGCACUACCGGCAGGCCGAUCCCGAGCAGGGCGUCCACAUGUCGCGGCAGUGCCACAAGGAGCUCGAGUCGGGCGUCGGCACGAAGUGGGAGGUCGAGGUGAUGCCGGGCAAGGCCAACAUCGAGGUGCGGCCGACCUUUAUCAACAAGGGCGAGAUCGCGAAGCGGCUCAUCUCCACCUACCACAACCCGCAGGCGACGCCGAAGGAGCGGGAGCCGAGCCCCGGACGGGUCGAGUUCGCCCUCUGCAUGGGUGACGACUUCACCGACGAGGACAUGUUCCGCAGCCUCAACGGCGCCUCCGGACCCGUCCUCGACGCCGACCACGUCUUUUCCGUCACCGUCGGCGCCAGCACCAAGGUGACGCUGGCCAAGUGGCAUCUCCUCGAGCCCGAAGACGUCAUCGACUGCGUCUCCCUCCUCGCCGGCUCCGUCGGCCCCUCGGGUCCGGAGCGGCUCGGCGAGGUGAACCUCGGCGCGCUGAGCGCGGUGGAGGGACACAUUCCCUCGGAGGAAAGGUGA
Drechmeria coniospora is the source of this 2628-nucleotide messenger RNA. Its product is annotated as putative trehalose-6-phosphate synthase/trehalose phosphatase. The coding region runs from base 1 to 2628 and encodes 875 amino acids. Lineage: Eukaryota; Fungi; Ascomycota; Sordariomycetes; Hypocreales; Ophiocordycipitaceae. The transcript has 3 exons. Gene Ontology annotation, molecular function: catalytic activity. Gene Ontology annotation, biological process: cellular response to heat; fungal-type cell wall organization; trehalose biosynthetic process. Gene Ontology annotation, cellular component: alpha,alpha-trehalose-phosphate synthase complex (UDP-forming); cytosol. The record is from RefSeq and is a predicted model, not a curated record.